Messenger RNA from Tripterygium wilfordii, 866 nucleotides. Its product is annotated as 40S ribosomal protein S11-like. The transcript has 6 exons. Gene Ontology annotation, biological process: translation. The coding region runs from base 132 to 611 and encodes 159 amino acids. The record is from RefSeq and is a predicted model, not a curated record. Lineage: Eukaryota; Viridiplantae; Streptophyta; Magnoliopsida; Celastrales; Celastraceae. Gene Ontology annotation, cellular component: cytosolic small ribosomal subunit; ribosome. Gene Ontology annotation, molecular function: structural constituent of ribosome.
UGCUUCAUAUCUCGAAAAUUAGGGUUAAGAGUUUUCUCUCAGAGAGGCAGCGACUAGCGAGUGUAGCUCUUAUCAAAACUUCGCCUCCAUAACCAGCGGAACAGUCGCUCCUUCACUGACAGCUCUCAAUCAUGGCCGAGCAGACCGAGAAGGCAUUUCUGAAGCAGCCCAAAGUUUUCUUGAGUUCAAAGAAAACUGGGAAAGGGAAGAGACCUGGAAAGGGCGGGAACCGCUUCUGGAAGAGCAUUGGCUUGGGUUUCAAGACUCCAAGAGAGGCCAUUGAAGGAACCUAUAUUGAUAAGAAAUGCCCCUUCACUGGUACCGUUUCUAUCAGAGGCCGUAUCUUGGCUGGCACUUGUCAUAGUUCCAAGAUGAUGAGGUCAAUCAUUGUACGACGUAACUAUCUUCAUUUUGUGAAGAAGUACCAAAGGUAUGAGAAAAGACACUCUAACAUUCCUGCACAUGUAUCGCCAUGCUUCCGUGUGAGGGAAGGUGAUCAUGUUAUCAUUGGCCAGUGCAGGCCAUUGUCAAAAACCGUUAGAUUCAAUGUGUUGAAGGUGAUUCCUGCUGGAUCUUCUGCUGGUGGAAAGAAGGCCUUUACCGGGAUGUAAUUUUGGCUUUUUGCAAUUUCAUGGUAGGGUGCUGUCACAAGCAUAUGGUGUUAGGUUGUUUGUUGAUUUGAUUAUGUAAGGGAAACCUUUGGGAAUUUCUCAAUAUUCCUACCUUUAAAAAUUCGUGUACUUUUUUGCUACCAAAUGUUUUUCUGUUUCAGUUAAUUACUUAAAUCAUGGUUUUGACAAUGCCUAGUAGUUGGGAUCGGAAUCUUUCUGUCUCUGAGGAAUAUAUGGCUUUUCUUUUUAAGUGAA